Ostrea edulis (European flat oyster) is the source of this 642-nucleotide messenger RNA. RefSeq lists its product as uncharacterized. The coding region runs from base 1 to 642 and encodes 213 amino acids. Gene Ontology annotation, molecular function: nucleic acid binding. The transcript is spliced from 2 exons. Lineage: Eukaryota; Metazoa; Mollusca; Bivalvia; Ostreida; Ostreidae. The record is from RefSeq and is a predicted model, not a curated record.
AUGGUUGGAACAGAUCUCGACAUGGUGAACAAAGAACCCUCCGAAAGUCAACUGAGGAAAGAGAAAUGUCAUUCCAGAGAGGGAAUUAACCAAGUCAAAACGAGAUCCUCCUAUCGGAAGCAACCUCUGUCCAGUUUUGAUACUUAUGGAAAGCAGGAAUUAGGACAACUACAGAAUGGGAAUGAGACACUUAAAAAAAUGGUUAAAUCUUUCAUAAAGGGAGAUCAAACAGGAUGGGAUCUGAACAUUCCAUUUCUUACUGCCGCGUACAGGGCCAGUGUCCACGAACGCACAGGAAUGACGCCAAACUUAGUAAUGCUAGGAAGGGAAGUUAGGUUACCUGUUUAUUUAGUGUAUAAAGAGGUAUGCGACCUCUUUGGAACCCAGAAUGUUGCCGAAUACCCAGAAGCAUUGCGUUCGAAACUUGUUGGAGCUCAAGGAAUUGCAAGAAAGCACUUGAACAAAGCCUAUGUGAGACAGAAGGAUUACUACAAUCAACUAAAUCGGGAACAGUUCGAUGCCGGCGAUCUUGUUUUGAUUUUAAAUGAAACUCGCAGAGUGGGAGAAACUAAGAAACUACAGCCAUCAUAUGAAGGACCUGUCUUAAUAGUAGAGAAACUUAGCGACCUAAACUACAAAUGA